Molecule: messenger RNA, 2862 nt
Organism: Uloborus diversus
Lineage: Eukaryota; Metazoa; Arthropoda; Arachnida; Araneae; Uloboridae
Gene: scny
Product: ubiquitin carboxyl-terminal hydrolase 36-like
Exons: 15
Coding region: 1-2862 (953 amino acids)
Biological process (GO): regulation of apoptotic process; protein deubiquitination
Cellular component (GO): cytosol; nucleus
Molecular function (GO): cysteine-type deubiquitinase activity; cysteine-type endopeptidase activity
Source: RefSeq, a predicted model, not a curated record
AUGUUAUUGGCUGUUGAAUCAUUUAAAAAGUCUUUUCCUCCUCCUCCUGAUUUAGAAAAUACGUAUAAUUCCAUGAAUGGAAAUAAAGAAAAGGCAGAUGAUGGCAUAGAAGAACCUAAAGUCCAGCUCUACACUGGAAAGAUCCAUGUGGAAUGGAAGCAAGUUCACAAAAUUGGAGCUGGCCUCAACAACCUAGGAAAUACAUGCUUUAUGAACACUGUGAUUCAAUGUCUGACGUAUUGUCCACCAUUGGCAAAUUACUUGUUGCAUGACAAUGAUCACCCUACUAAGUGCACAAUAACUGGUUUCUGCAUGAUGUGUGUUCUUCAAAAACAUAUGAAGAGAGCAAUUGGUAAAACUGGAGAAAUUAUAAAGCCACUAGAUGUAUAUCAACGUCUCAAAUUAAUUGCAAAACACUUCCAAUAUGGCAGGCAAGAAGAUGCACAUGAAUUUCUUAGAUUUGUUAUAGAUAAUUUGGUGCAGUCGUGUUUAGCCCAAAGAAAUGUUUGUACAAAGUUAGAUCCUGCAAGUAAAGAAACUACUAUUAUUAAUCAGAUUUUUGGUGGUUAUCACAGAAGUCAAGUUACGUGUUUGAGCUGCAAAACGAAAAGUAACAAGUAUGAUCAUUUCAUGGAAAUCCUUGUUGAUGUUAAGCAAAAUGUGCUCAGUUUGGAGAAAGCACUUGAAAAAUCUAUUCAGCCAGAGCUCUUGCACCUAGACAACUCAUAUAGUUGUCCGAAAUGUAAGACGAGUGUUGCUGCACAGAAGAAGUAUACAGUAUAUCGUGCUCCGAAUGUUGCAACUUUUCAACUAAAAAGAUUUGAUUAUAAUCGAUCAUUUGGAGGGAAAAUCACAAAACAAAUAACUUACCCUGAAAAACUGAACAUGAGACCAUAUAUGUCUGAACCCAAAGGUGAUCCUGUUUUGUAUCGCUUGAAUGCGGUAUUAGUGCACACUGGAGCUUCUUGCAAUUCUGGACAUUAUUACUGCUAUGUUAAAAAUUCAAACGGAUACUGGUACAUAAUGGAUGAUCAGAGGGUUCAUCAAGUCAGCUUGAACCAGGUUCUAAACCAGGGUGCUUAUAUUUUAUUUUAUGUUAAAAUGGAAUCUUCAGAAAACUCUUUCUUAAAGAAAUGCCUUGAAAAUAAGAAUUCUGUAAUGAAAGGAAAUAUUUCAAGUCCAAACUAUAAAAAAGUUCCCGACUUAUCCACACCGAAACCUUCACCUUUGAAUGAAAUAAAUCAAGUUACCUCAAGUCCCUCUGCCAAAGUAUCUGUGUAUUCUUUCCCAAGCGUGAACAAACAACAAAGCUUUUCUCCAAAUUUUAAGAAAGAUCGCAACUUUUCUCCCACUAAUAAAAACCAUUCACUGUCUCCCAACAGGAAGGAUCGGGUUUCUUUCGGCUUUCGAAUCUCCAAUUCUUCCGAUUUGAAUAAGUCUCCUAGUGUUGUUAAUUCUGUAGAUAAAAAACCUAAACCAUCUCCAGUGAAUUCAAACACAAAUAAUAGCCUCUGCGGACUUGUGCCUUAUGUUCAAGAUUCAUCUGAUUCUUCGGAUGAGAAUGAAAAUGUGCAGUUAUCAAACACUAAAGCUGAAAGAACUGAUGCUUUUAAUGUAAAUAAUGCUGAAAACAAAAAUUUAGGUCAAAAUAUUGUUAAACCUUCUAAAUCUGUUUUUAAUGCUAAAUCUUCACCAUCUGCAAUACCCUCUAAUACCUCCUGCACUAAAGUUAUAGCCACUGAAUCAUGGACAGUGACAGAAGCACCUAAUCCUGCUUCACCUAUUUCUAAUUCAAGUAAUAGUGUCAGCACUACGGCUGGGUGGCAGGUAAUAAUAGAUUCUCCAGUUGAAAAACAAUCAAAUAGUGUUUCCAUUUCAGAUGACAAGUUUAGUGAAGAAAGCAAAUCUAGCUCAGGAAAUAAUUCAGGCACUUCUUCAGGGGUUGAUAAACCAGAAUUUCCUUUAAAGAAUCAGACCAAGAGUCCACCAGAAACUGCAAAUAGUGAAAGUGCAUCUCAAAGAGUAUCCUCAAAUGAUAGACUUAAUAGAAGUGAUUCGAAAGAAAACUCGCCUUCUAGUAAGUGUAAUUUUCGCCGGCAAUCUUCCGAAAACGAAACAUUUUAUAAAAACGAAAAAAUCCACAGCAGGGAAAGCAACUCCUUUCUCAAAAGGAAAUGUAGUGACUCUGAUCAGAAAGUUCUUGAAGACUCCAAGUUUUCUUACAAUGAAAGCAGAUCUGGUCCAUUAUUUAAGAAACAUAAGUAUUCAGAGGAACUCUCAGAGAAAGAACUAAACUCUUCAGACAAAAAUUUUAAGUUCAGCACGAAAAACUCAGACAGAUGUAACACAUAUGAACCAAGUGCGUCUACACAAAAUGAUGCAUUUCAUAAAAACUCGUCCAGCCAGAAAGUGAAAGGGCAACAAAAUGGUGUAUCUAGUGGACAUUCAGAUGACAGAUCACUAAAAAAAUAUGUAAAUAAUAAAUCUGAUGAUGGAUCAGAAAGCGACAGUGAUAGCAAUUCAAGUUCUAGUAGUUCAAGUUCCAGUAGUAAAAUAGAAUAUGAGUGGGUUGAAAAAACCCAAGAGAAUACUAAGAAUGUUCACCAUUCUGCAUCAAAAGAUAAACUGCCUAAGACACUUGGUUAUUAUUCCUCUCCUUCCAAAUCUCAAGUAAAUUCAAAACAAAAUGUUGUUGCAGAGCUUACCAAAAACUCAUCAUAUGUUUAUGGAGCCAAAGUGCCCACAUGGAAAGGGGGAAACCACUACAGGGAAUUCUCAAGCAUCAAGCAUGAAAAUAGGAAGUCAUAUGACAAUUAUGAUGACGAAUUUGAUAGAGGAAAAUUCAAUGGCCUAGAAGGAUAA